AUGGAAGAACCAAUGUAUACACCAAAUGACUGCUUAAAUAAGAAUAUUACCAUUGAAGAGAUAUGUUUAGUAGUAGAACAAGCAGUAUCACAGUCAGCAUACGGUUAUGACAAUAUUCCAUUCGGUGUACUGAAAUUUCCACCAGUAAUAAGUGUACUUCAUCAGCUGUUUCAGCUUAUAUUUGACUCAAGUCUAAUUCCAUCAAUAUGGAGAAAAGCAAUUAUCUGUCCAAUUCAUAAAGACCCAGCAUCUGAUCCCCGUGUCCCAAUGAACUAUAGAGGUGUGAGUCUGCUAUCUUGUGCCAGUAAAUUAUAUAGUGCUUUCAUGAAUAAACGUUUAACACACUACUUAGAGAACUCUGAGCUACUUGCAGACGAACAAAACGGCUUCAGGAAAAACCGUUCAUGUGAAGAGCAUGUCUUCACAUUGAGCAGUAUAGUUCGGAACAAUUCGACUGUCUUCGGCGCCUUUAUCGACCUUCGGAAAUGUUUUGACUUUAUCAAUCGUGAAAUGAUGCUAUAUAAAUUACUUCUUAAUGGAAUUGACGGGAAGCUUCACAAGUCUAUUAGAAACAUAUAUCAGCAUUCUAGCUCCUGUGUUAGGAUUAAUGACAAACUGACAGAGCGGUUUGACUGUAAGUCUGGCGCAAAACAAGAGGACAAUCUUUCCUCGACACUAUUUUCCAUCUUCAUUAACGACCUCGUGAAGGAAAUUAAUGAUUUGAACAUUGGUUUCGAUAUAGGAGGGAAAAAGAUAUCUACAUUACUUUAUGCAGACGACAUUGUUUUAUUGGCAAAAGAGUGUGUCUUUCGCGAAUGUGAGAUACAGCCGAACAAGACUGUUGCAGAAGCUGAACAUCACAUAUUUCAAACAUCUGACACACGGGAUGAAUACGAUUCGAAACUUAUCUCAUAUUUUGAAGAUGAGAUAAGAAAAUUAUCACAGCAACAGCGACAGCAGAUAGUAUCUCUACUACGACUACAGCACCAACAAUCUCAUUUAAAAGUAAGAAAAUCUUUGUUGAUCUACUACCGGUCCGUCAUAGUCAGAAUUAUUUUUCAGCAACUACUGGUUGGAAGUAAGCAACACUCUAUAGAACGUGUGGAAUCACAACCUCUGUUCAAUCCACAUGAUGCAUACCUUUUCAACAAAGCAUUAGUUGAGGGGCAGGAGAGAGACCUCUUUGUCAGGAUAAAUGUUGUAGGUUACUUCGCACAAGGUAAAACAAGUCUUAUAAGGAGGUUGUUGAACAAACCAAUAGAUGGGGUUGUGAGUACUGAUGGCAUAGAUGUUCAUAUUAGGAAAUGUAAAAUAAAAGAUGCUGCGGUGUGGGAAAGUUAUGAAACACCGCUGGAUGAGGAUUGCAAUCGACGUUUGGCUAAAGUAGCAAAAUCUAAUGACAUGAAAACUAUGAAAACUCGUGUCAUGAAACCGGGAGAAAAGGGGGAAUAUUCAGGCAUAGAAACCAAUCUUACACAAACAAAAGAAACACCAGGCAGCUUGCAAGAUCAAGCAACUAGUCUCAACUUCCAUGAACAAGAUGUCCCACUACUUGUUAAGAAAUUGCUUCAGGAAAUAAACAUAAAAGACAUAGAGUCUGAGAGUGACUUCUUUGCAAACAUUUGGGAUUUUGGCGGACAAUACAUAUAUUAUGCAACUCAUCAAAUAUUCCAUUCAAGAGAUGCGAUCUAUCUUUUGGUAUUCGACUUGAGACAAGACCUAGAAAGUCUCGUGAUAGAUAAUGACUUUCCUGAAAGAAGACAAAAGAUAAAAAAUUGUUUGAAAUUUUGGGUAAAUUCAAUUGAUACUUUCGUUGGAACAAAUGAUGGUAAGCAGCCGCUGAUAAUAUUUGUUGGAACACAUAAAGAUAAGUUUGAUGGUGAUAUCGACGACAAGUUUGGCAAAGUAAUAGAUCUCUUUGUUAAUACAAAAGCAAGAAACCACAUAUAUAAAACGCCGUUUGCAGUAUCCAACGUUGAUGCAACAGACAAGUCCAUUGGCGAGUUAAGAGAAGCUAUUUGUGAGAUAGCAAAGCAACACUUUGCACACAGAAAAGUUCCAGCAAAAUGGAUACCAUUAGAAAAGGCAUUAUUGUCAACAAGGAAAGAAAAGAACAUACUCACAUUUCAAGAUGUGAUGGAGCUUGCUAAAACAAACAUGAUUUCUGCCCAAGAUGAAGAGGAUAUAAAGCUGUUCUUAAAAUACCAUCAUGCAAAAGGCACACUCAUUUUCUUUGACGAGGAUGCACUUGAUAAGUAUGUAAUUGCUACUCCACGCUAUCUUAUUGAUGCAUUUAAAUGCAUCUUUACGUCGAAAGAUGUUUGCAAAUGGAACAGGGAUUUACAUCCUCUGUGGAAAAAGCUAGAAACGACAGCAGUUUUGGAAAGAGGCCUAGUGAACGAAGUUUGGAAGUGUGAUCAAAGCAAUGAUUUUAUUGAUAACGCAGACAUUCUGUUAAUGUUUUUGCAAAGACAUAGAAUAAUAUCUGAGCUGCUCCUAUUCGACAACACAACAGAAACUGUGAAAGGUCUAGGAAAGUAUUUGGUACCUAGUAUGCUCAGACAACAGUGUGAUGAAGAACAUUUGAAAGCUUUCAUCGGCAGGAAACACGGUUCUGUGGUGUCCCUUGGAUUUAAGCUAGAGCAUAACUCAGUCCUGGAAAACAUAUACGUGAGGAUUACAGCAGCAGCUCUUGGACGAUGGCCUCCAAUCAAAUACAAUGGCGAGAACUUCCUUUUCAAAAAUAUAGGAUUUUACAGGCUGGACCGACAACAUAUUGGACAAAUUGCACUAAAAGAUGAAAAGGGAUUGGAGCUUACAGUUUACAAUUUGUGCGCACCAAACAAAGUUGAAAAGAAAGUGUGCGAUCGUUUCCGGCGUUACAUUGAAAGCAUGAUAUCAUACGACAUCAAACGGCCUCAUGGGGACUUGAAUACAAAACCUUACGGGUACUAUUUUACAUGCAACCAUAGGGAACACGGUGGUUAUGGAAGCAAGGAAGUCGUAAAUCAAGAAGACAUGGAGUCACUUAUUUCAGUGAGCUGUCCCGACUAUUUGGACCAUUCGGUUGCUACUUGUUCAGCACGAGAAGAAUGGUUCUUAAAUGAAACGACCGCCAAAGAUCAAACCAUUCCUGAUAGAAGAGUGACAGACAAGGAUUUAAAAAGAUUAUCUGAGUCAAUUGGCAAAAACUGGAUGCUACUUGGGGUUGAAUUGGGAUUUUCUAUGGAUGAAAUCGAAAGGCUGGAAAUAGAUUAUGCAGUAAGUGGAGUUGCAACAUCAAUCUUCUACAUGCUAUUUGAAUGGAGUGAGAGAAAUUCACAUACUGCCACUUUUAAUGUUCUCAUAAAAGCUAUGAAGGAGUGCGAACAGUUGAGCGUAAACUGGGAUAAGAUCAGAAACAUUAUUGACGAAUUUUGAAAGUUAGCCAUCUAAAUCAACCUCGAUUUUGAUGGAGCUUGGUUAUACAUCAAAAACAGUGUCUGCAUUUCAGCAGUAGAACUUAUAAACAGUGGUCAGUGUUGACUGUAAACAUUGUUUGUGAGAGAUAUAUUCAAGAAACUAAAUAGAUGGUAUCAUGAAACCAAGGUAACAGAGAACGAAAGUCAAUUGCGAAUCACAGUUUCAUCGUAAGGCGCUUUAAUAGCACUGACUAUUCACAUUAAUUUAUUCCUUGGUUGCGAAGACUCAAACGGAAUAUCGCAACGUCAGGCAAAUGCUCGUUUAGCACCUGAAGAAACUUUCAUUUAAGUAGUGUUUCCGUGGUUGAUAAGACUCAAGAGGAAUAUCACUGUUUCAGCCAAAGGCUUGUUUUAGCUGCUGAAUAAACUUGCAUUCCGUGUACAUGUGUAUAUUAACAGUUUAAUAGGGAUUUUCAUGAAGAUUCCAUCUACUAACAGAGCGCCAAAUUCAAAGGUGGGAGAUCAUUGAUUCCCUUCCUGGCCACAUCAUACCAAAGACGUGAAAAUGUACAAAUAGGUUCCUCUUUUAGUACUCAACAUUACGAGAAUAGCUCUAGCACUGGCCCGCCCGUUAUCAGUAUGAUAUGACUGAGUAAGGUACUAUUUCACGUUUCUACGGCGUGAUAUUCCAGUGAGGCAUCUCUAUUAUUUUCUUAUCAUUGCAUAUAUUAUUUAGUCGUGGACAUAGACUAGUACUAAAGAAAUGUAAGUUCGAGAGAAAAUAUUGCGAACCCAUUAUUAAUAAAAUGAUCAUCGCGACAUGAAUUUACAUUCCUGUAUUAUUCUAUCAUCAACAAUUUAGAUCUUUUGUAUUUACAACCAUAAAUUUUCUGUACAAUAAAUUAAGAAAGUUCGAAA
Molecule: messenger RNA, 4319 nt
Organism: Mercenaria mercenaria
Lineage: Eukaryota; Metazoa; Mollusca; Bivalvia; Venerida; Veneridae
Exons: 6
Coding region: 1-3420 (1139 amino acids)
Biological process (GO): signal transduction
Molecular function (GO): protein binding
Source: RefSeq, a predicted model, not a curated record